ACGGUUCUUCGGUUUGGACCCCCCUGUCCUUGAUUUCCUACGGGGAGGUGAUUGCUACAAGCAACAAGAGCACAGGCCAAAGCUCGCCCAGAGAAGCUACUCUUAGCAGGCUGAACUUGCCGUCAUGGGGUUUGUUCCAGACGAGGGAAAGUCGCUCCCUCCACCCGGGAUCGUGAACAGGAACUCGGUGUGGUUGUCUGGUGUCGGCUGGGUCUCCGCGUUGCUCCACAAUGCUAUGAACCACAGGCCGCCCCUCAAGUCAGGUGUUCAUCGGCAGUUCCUUAUGGCAACUGUUGGCUGGUUCCUCGGGUAUCAUAUCACAAAAUAUGAAAACUACAUCUAUGCCAAGCUGGACCGAGACAUGAACGAGUAUGUUAAACUUCAUCCAGAGAGAUUUGAACAGAAAGAAAAGAAGACCUUUGCAGAGAUUGUGGAGCCGUUCCAUCCUGUGCGCUAAGUCUCAUCAUGGGGACAAACCGAAGGAAAGAGAGGACAGACUCUUUUAUUGGGCAGCCUGUUUGUUAAAUCUGUCAUGUAUUGUGAGCUAUAGAGAUGUAAAUAAAAAUAAUACCCAAGUUUC
Molecule: messenger RNA, 580 nt
Organism: Fundulus heteroclitus (mummichog)
Lineage: Eukaryota; Metazoa; Chordata; Actinopteri; Cyprinodontiformes; Fundulidae
Gene: ndufc2
Product: NADH:ubiquinone oxidoreductase subunit C2
Exons: 3
Coding region: 125-457 (110 amino acids)
Biological process (GO): mitochondrial electron transport, NADH to ubiquinone
Cellular component (GO): mitochondrial inner membrane
Source: RefSeq, a predicted model, not a curated record